AUGAAUGAAGAAGAGGAUCCACGAUACAAGAAUUACAGAGACUUUUUGGAAUUCCGUGCAAUCGACAGAUUUCGCUAUCGUCCAGUAGUCGAGCUUCCAAUUCCCGAGGUUAAUCUUUUCCUCGAAGCCUAUGGAUUUAGUCGAAUCUCAGAAUCGACUAUUGAUGCAUUCCAGACCAGCCUCAUUGAUCAGCACCAGGAGUCAAUAAGUGCCUACCCUCCAAACUCUUUGCAGCGCUACCACCGUAGUUACAGAGACCGGAACCGUUCCUAUAUCCAGUGGGUCUUUGCACAGACGAAGCUAUGGGCGCACACUAUAGUAGACGCUGAACCGGAAAGAGUCGAUAUCUAUCCUCGAAUUUUCGAGCAUUUAUCAGAACUUGGCGACUGGGAACAGAAGGAUGAUGCAUUAAAUGAGAAAUUGGCUUUGGAGGCUGCAAGCUUGAAGUAUUCAGACUCUGAGGUUCUCUGUGCUUCCAAGUUGUUCGGCAAUGGCACUCCUUGCAAAUUGACGCAAAACAGUCCAGCUGACAAAUUUCAUGAUUCGAUUGAGCUAGACUUCAUUGGACGACUGGUAUUAGAGGGAAUGGAAGAGUCUUGUCUGUACAAAAAUAAUUUGUCCACAAUAGUCACUAGCGCGUCUGGAGCGAAAAUGUUGGUAAUUGGCAACUUUUGCUCUCUCAAGCUCUUUCAAUUCGAUCCUUUGACGUUUUUGCCUUCCAAAGAACCUGUUUUGAAGUUGAACCUUGAACCUCGGGUCACAACAAGAGAUGAUUUUCUCGGUCUGACUUGGCCUAAUACACCACACACGUUGAAUUACUUGAAAACAUAUCCCGACUGGUUUGGCGAUGAGAUUCUUGCAGUUUGCGCUGAUAACGGAAAGGUGUUUGUUUGGCGUUCAGAAGUAUUGUUUGAACAUGUGCAGAAGAAGCAUCACGUACCAAAAACAUCAAUGUAUAACCUUAAGCCUUCAUUCCGGCUCGAAGUGCCAGGAUCUGCUUGGGGAGUUGACUUUGCCAAAUCGGCCGCCACUGAUGGCACUUCUACCUAUGUUGCAGCUGUCUCAUUCAACAAAAGAAGUGUUCAGUUGUUCUCCUAUAACGAGUCGAGAGACAAAUUUAAUUUGAUAAGUUCUGAAUUGUUUCCUCAUAAUGUGCCUGAGAUAUCAAUUCUUGAAUACACAGUGGAGGAUGGGUUACAUAAAGCAAUAUGCUGCAUGGCGUGUAUUUCGAAAGAAGUUAGAAUUCAUGAGUUCACGUGGAAACUUAAAGCUUGCUCACUUGAAAACACUAUAUGUUAUACCUCUGUCACUUCUGAGCCGUUGUUUGCUGGCCGACAAGAGUUUGAUGUGUGGACUGCUAAGCCAAUUGAAAAGAAAUACUUUAGAAAAGUGCUUUCGUUUGCAGCCUUAAAUGGUGAUUUUCAUCGAGAUGAAGAUCUAUUUUCAGGAAUUAUACUCCAGGAAUCAGUUCUUUUGCAGAAUUACACACUCAAUCCAAAAGACAAAUCCUCUUACGGAUUGGCUGCAGAAUGGCAGUGCAUGAAAGCUUCCACAGUGAAAUACCCACAGUGUUAUGAACCGUCAGAAGAAAUCGAGGACAUGUUGCUUGACUGGCAGUACAAUAGCCUUGCUCAAGCAUAUGAACAAGAAUUCUUAGGAAUCAAGUCUUCUACUCAAACAAUGCUUGCCAACAUAAUCGUGGCUGUAACAAGUGAGUGCAAUUUGGCGCUCUAUCAAGCUAAUACUUUGCGUCGCUGUGCAUAUACUGAUGAGAUUUUUAAACUUGUGCCGGUCAUGUCAGACGAUCAUAGCUAUUGCAAUCGAAUACUGAUCAGUCUUGUCAUCCCAGAACUCUCAUGUUUUAUCGCUGCAACCCAACUGGGUCUAGUAACAAUCAUGCGCUUGUGUCAAUACAGAGGAGUGUUUGCCAUGAGGCAAGAACACAUAUUUCCCAAUUUCGAACUGAUCAUCGAUCUAUCGAGCACUGGCGUACCCUUGUGUGGCAUGACAGCACGCAAGAUUUCCGCUAUAGAAACAGCUCCUCUGUAUAUUCUUCACUUAACGUACUUGAAUGGUAUGGUGCUCACAUAUCGUUUGCUGGACAAACUGGAGCCACAUAUCCCGGAAAUUUUUGAAUAG
Australozyma saopauloensis is the source of this 2139-nucleotide messenger RNA. RefSeq lists its product as uncharacterized. The coding region runs from base 1 to 2139 and encodes 712 amino acids. The transcript has a single exon. The record is from RefSeq and is a predicted model, not a curated record. NCBI's taxonomy places the organism in Eukaryota, Fungi, Ascomycota, Pichiomycetes, Serinales, Metschnikowiaceae.